Molecule: messenger RNA, 2772 nt
Organism: Pteropus alecto (black flying fox)
Lineage: Eukaryota; Metazoa; Chordata; Mammalia; Chiroptera; Pteropodidae
Gene: RFK
Product: riboflavin kinase
Exons: 5
Coding region: 355-882 (175 amino acids)
Biological process (GO): riboflavin biosynthetic process; FMN biosynthetic process
Cellular component (GO): mitochondrion
Molecular function (GO): riboflavin kinase activity
Source: RefSeq, a predicted model, not a curated record
GCCGAACGAGCGCCGGGUGGCUCGGCCCAGAAAGCGUGCGCGGGCCUGUGGCGCUGGAGGAGCUGGGAGCGCCCUCGCGCCGGCCCGCCCACACCCUCGUUUAUUUCCGCCUCCGUUCCCGAGGCCAAGAGGUCGCCUGUCAGUCGCCCGGCAACAUCUGUUGGAUCAGCUGCACGAGGGACUUGCCGCGGGGCGUCACCGGCGCCUCCUGGCCCGUUGUACGUCCGCCCGGCCCGCCGGCCGUGCUCCCGCCCGUGUCCCCCGGCUGGUCCGGGGGAUCCGGGCACCGCCUUGACGGCGGCUCCGCCGGACCUGCGGACCGGGCCACAGCCAGCACCCCGAGUGGACGGCGUCAUGAGGCUCCUGCCUUACUUCUGCCGCGGACAAGUGGUGCGGGGCUUUGGCCGCGGCUCCAAGCAGCUGGGCAUCCCUACGGAGGAAAAGGAAAUUCGAUCCAGAAUGUGGAAUGUUAAUCAUGGCGAAGUCCUACAAUCCUCUAACUUUCCUGAACAAGUAGUAGAUAAUCUUCCAGCUGAUGUAUCCACUGGCAUUUAUUAUGGUUGGGCCAGUGUUGGAAGUGGAGAAGUCCAUAAGAUGGUGGUGAGCAUAGGAUGGAACCCAUACUAUAAGAAUACAAAAAAGUCCAUGGAAACUCAUAUCAUGCAUACCUUCAAAGAGGACUUCUAUGGGGAAAUUCUCAAUGUGGCCAUCGUUGGCUACCUCAGACCAGAAAAGAACUUUGAUUCUUUAGAAUCACUUAUUUCAGCAAUUCAAGGUGAUAUUGAGGAAGCUAAGAAACGACUAGAUUUGCCAGAACAUUUGAAACUCAAAGAAGACAAUUUCUUCCAGGUUUCUAAGAGCAAAAUAAUGAAUGGCCACUGAUGAAAAAUCAUCUUAUUUAUUCAUUCACUGUUUUCUAGUAUUUUACUGGUCAUAACUAUUCAGUCUCAUUUUGGUUAUAUUUUAAAAAUCAAACAUUUUCUUAUAACUGUGAAUUAGUUUCAAUAGUACAAUGUAGUUACCUUAUUAUGCUUCAACUGUUUAAUUCAACCCAUCAUGCUACAGUACUAAAAAGGUUCAUUUUAAAAACCAAGAUUCAUUUUAUGCAAUAUGUUGAUUAAAAUUUACCACCAGGAAGGUUUUAAGUGUCUUGUAAUGGAAAUGAAAUGUAUAUAACUGGGUAAAAAGACAAGUCACUAGUUCGAGAUGAAAACUAUUAAUUCUCAUGGUAAAAUACUAACCUAUGUACUUAUAUAGCAUGUGCUGCUAAACAGAAGGCUUAUAAAAGUAAAUGCAUUAAACAGUCUGAUAGUUUAUUAUAAACCUAAGGGGGGAAAAUUCAUACUUUGUAUUUUUGAUAUUUUGUGCGUUAAUAUUAUUACAAACAUGCUGAAAUUUGAAAUUUUAUUUUAGUGAUUUCUUUAAUGAGAGCAAAACAUUGUAUUGUAUUGAUUUUUGUUACACCUGCCUUAGUUCUAAUUGGUCUAGACUCCCUUUGCCUAUCAUUUUUUGUCUGUCUUUUAAAACAUUAAAAUGAGUGUUUUUCAAAUUUGUUUGUCUCAUUUUUCUGUUGUAUAACACUUAUCUCUUUUUAAGAGUAGGUAUUCAACAUUUUUCUUGACUUCUUUUUUUUUUUUUAAACAAUUGUCAACAUCAGGUUUUCCAUUUAGAAUAUCCUACGACUUACAAAGGAUUGCAUCUGUCUCUACCAUUCCAUCCCUUCACUAUAUGAAUAGUGAUUAAGUGCACAUCUGUAUUGCAUUUUAGAAAAACUUGAAAGCUUCAUUUUUAGGUUUCCUUAAAGUUUAAAUGAACAUGCAGAAGUUUACUCAGAUAUUCCAGUUUCUUAAAGAACACAGAAUACUUGUUUUUCUUAUUAGGGAAACUUUUUAAAAGCCAAUUAAACUUUGAAAAAGAAUUAUUUAUUUUUAAUAUAAUUAUAUGUUCCUGAGCAAGCAAACUUGAAGUUGUGAAAAUACAACAUAAUUUAAUGAUAAGAGUGCUUGUAGCUUGGGGAAAAGGUAUAAAUAUAAAGUUUUAGUUAAAUCUUCAUACUACACAUUUUUCCCCCCUAACAACUAAGAGGUGAAUUUUGGCCACUUGAAACUUAUUUUGGCAGAAAAUUGAAAUCUUUUGAUACUUAGGAAGUUAAGAUUACUGAUUGUUGGGUCCCUGAAAUAGUACACUGCCUUAUUCACUUUGGCACCAGAUUAGGUGGGUGAAUGGAAACAGGUACAUAGAAGGUAUUUUUAAAGAUAAUGUUAUAAAUCAUUUUUUCCUAAUCACAGAGAACUGAUUUUAACAAAAAUACAAAGUAUUAGAAUAACAUCUAAAGCUGAUGGAGAAGGCAAAGCAUGGAUAAAUUCAGUUGGGUUGUUUUACCUUUUGGUGUAUGAAUGUAUGGUGAACUAGUAUGUGUCUCAUUUCUCUAUAAAAGGACUUAGGAAAUGUAAUUUAAUGUUAGAAAUCCUAUACUUGAAAUAAACCGCAAUUAUCAGUGGCUUUAUGAAACUAAGGUAAAUAUGGAAAGUGUAAAAACAGAUUUGUGUUUGAAUAAAUUACUGUUAAUUAUGUCUACAGUAAGUGAAAAUUCUUUGAUAUUUUGUCACCUUACAUUUUGUUAAAUAGCCAUGGCUUUUGAAAAAUCGCAUAUUAUGAGAGUUAAGAGUUAAUAGUGUUUUAUAUAUUAAAGUGGUAUUGUAAGAAAUUUCAGUAGUACUGUUUGAUUAGUUUAAAUGAUUUCAGGCUUUGAAAUAAAUCUUGACUAAGUGA